CCGCUACGAACCAUAUUCAACACUCACAACAAUUCAAAAACACAUACACACAACCAAAAAAACAAUAGUUCCAAAAAUGGCACCUUUUGUAUUGACAGUGUCACAAGAUGGAACAGGGAACUACAGAACAGUACAAGAAGCCAUUGAUGCCGUGCCACUCGGCAAUACUCAUAGGACGGUGAUAAGGAUAUCGCCGGGAAUCUACCGGCAACCACUAUAUGUUGCAAAGACUAAGAACUUCAUCACUUUCGCUGGUUUGUGUCCUGAGGAUACUGUUCUGACAUGGAAUAAUACUGCUAAUAAAAUUGAUCACCACCAAGGUUCUAAGGUGAUAGGGAAUGGAACUUUUGGUUGUGGUAGUACUAUUGUUGAAGGGGAAGACUUUAUUGCUGAGAAUAUUACUUUUGAAAAUUCUUCUCCUCAGGGUUCAGGGCAAGCAGUGGCAGUUAGAGUAUCAGCAGACAGAUGUGCAUUUUAUAAUUGCAGGUUCCUUGGAUGGCAGGACACACUUUAUUUACAUUAUGGAAAACAAUAUUUGAAAGAUUGUUAUAUUGAAGGAAGUGUAGACUUCAUUUUUGGUAAUAGCACUGCACUCUUGGAGCAUUGCCAUAUCCACUGCAAGUCUGCAGGGUUCAUAACCGCACAGAGUAGAAAAUCUCCGCACGAAAAAACUGGUUAUGUAUUCCUAAGAUGUGUUAUAACAGGCAAUGGAGGAAGUUCAUAUGCAUAUCUUGGAAGACCAUGGGGACCUUUUGGAAGAGUAGUCUUUGCAUUUACUUAUAUGGAUCCUUGUAUAAAAUCUCCUGGUUGGAAUAAUUGGGGAAAAGUUGAGAAUGAAAAAAGUGCUUGCUUCUACGAAUACAGGUGUUUUGGACCGGGUUUUGUUCCAUCGAAACGCGAGAAAUGGGCAAGAGUGUUGAAGGAUAAAGAAGCUGAGCAAUUUCUCAUGCAUAGCUUCAUUGAUCCAGAACCACAAAGACCUUGGCUUGCUCAAAGAAUGGCCUUAAGGAUUCCAUAUUCUGCUUAGAAAUUAUGUUAAGGACACUUGAGAGACAUGAUUGUGAUACAAAGUCUAAAACUAAAAUAAAACACAAAUCUUACAAAGAUUUGAUGUUUUUAAAACAAGCAUGAGUGGACAAGAUAAAAUGUUAUAAUUUAUCUAAUUAUUGUGAUGUUUUUUUUUAUCUGUA
Messenger RNA from Trifolium pratense (red clover), 1190 nucleotides. Its product is annotated as pectinesterase 31-like. Gene Ontology annotation, molecular function: pectinesterase activity. The transcript is spliced from 6 exons. NCBI's taxonomy places the organism in Eukaryota, Viridiplantae, Streptophyta, Magnoliopsida, Fabales, Fabaceae. Bases 77 to 1027 code for a protein of 316 amino acids. The record is from RefSeq and is a predicted model, not a curated record. Gene Ontology annotation, biological process: cell wall modification.